UCCAUCUUCGGAGCACCUUCGGCUCCUACACGGCGUGCACUCAUGUUUCGGCAAGUAGAACAGCUUCGCGACCUCCUGACCUAUCUGUCAGUACCACAGUCUUUUUUGCUGCCGUCUCGAACGGAUCGUCUUCGAAAGAGUCAGUCGACCGACGGUAUCUAGAUAGACGCGAGAGUGCACCGGCGCAUCAGCCCUUCGCGAUGUAUUACGAAGUUAGACGCGAGGUUUUCGUGGUGAUGAUGGUGGUGGUGUUGGGGUGCGCGACUCAAGAGACUCCUAAAAAAUCAUUUUCAUGCGAAGGAAGAUCGUGGGGUUAUUACGCAGAUGUUACUACAGGCUGUCAGGUAUACCAUAUGUGUGAUGGGCUUGGUAGACAGUUCAGCUACAGAUGCCCAAAGGAUACACUUUUCCAACAGAGAAUGCUUAUUUGUGAUCACUGGUAUAUGGUUAACUGUAGCAAAGCUGAGCAGGACUAUAGCGCCAAUUUGUUAAUCGGACAAAAAGGCAUCCCUUUUGUGGCCGAUUAUAACCAAUACCAUCGAACGCCGAGACCCGACUUGGUCGAUCCUGCAAACGCGAAAAAUAAGUCAUAUAACCCAACGCAAGCGCCUAGCGAACCUUCACCAAAUAUUGUGGGCGACGACGACCAUAACUUAAAUACCGCUACGAACGAUUCAAAAUACUUUCCUCCAAGUCAUUGGUCUACAGAGUAUGCAAAAGAUUCCAUUACCCAAAGCCCAGUGCCUAAUAACUACGAUAGUAGGAUUAGCCAAAGUAGUCAAUCCUUUUAUAGAACUUCAUACAAUACGAUAAAAAGACUGUCAGACAAUCAAUCGAGAGUAAAAUCUGGAAAACGGCUGGAUUUAAAUUCACCAAACCACAACAAUGAUUUUUCCGCCGACACGAAACCAAACGAAAGGAAAGGCGUUAACACACCCCAACCUCCAAUCAUUUCCGACGUUCCUGCAGCAGACAGAAUCGAUUUGUCUAGUGAAAGAAAAGUGAAUUUUCCGUCUAAAUUUCGUGCUACUACCCCAGUGUAUCCAAAGACAGUCGACGCCGACUUGACGAAAUUUUCCGGGGAUGAGGAACAAUUGCCUUUUGAAGAAGAGCCCGUAGAAAAAGUGCAAAUUUUCCGUUCUAACUUUAAAGCUACAACGCCCGUGUAUCCUUUAACUGUAGAAGCAACCUCUCCAGCUCCGCACAGCGCGGGACUGUUGCCUCCAUUAAUUCAUGGAUCAGACCAACAAAAUCCCACUAAUACGUAUCACGUGAAUUUUAACUCGAACUUCAAAGCCACGACGCCAGAUUAUCCCAAAUUUGUGGAAAGCACCAGCCCCAAUCCGAAUGAAAUUGGAUUAGUGCCACCCAAAUCGCAAGAUAACGACACUCAACUAAGUAAUGACACACAAUCUCGCACCGAUAACAUACCUCUUGAAGUGCUGCCACCCAAAGUUGAAACUGGAAUCCGAUACGACUUUCCAAUAAAUCAACCCUCUAAAGUACACCCUGAAAUCACUCUGGCAGGCGAGGACGUGGAGCAGUCGAUACUCAAGAAUACCUUCAAUAGUAAACAGCUAAAUGACUACAUGUUAUCUAUGAAGCCGGAAGAGCUAAAAGGUCUGCGAGAAAUGUGGCACAUACCAGACUACGAUUUUCCAUUGGAGUCAGUCAGCGGUCGUGGUUACGGAAGUAUACAGAGUUCUUUCCACGCUAAUGGUGAAAAUAGGUAGAUGCUAUUUAAAAGGCAAUUAGGAAAUGGGAUGCUGGAUUCAAGGAAUAGUAGUCGGAUUGUAUAAGAAAUGUUUGAAUGCUAAUAUUUCAGGGAUUAAUUGUACUCUACUGUAAAUAAUUGUUAUGUUGAUUUAUUGAAAAAAAAAAAACAGCUACCAGCAGUUGCGUUACUUGCAAACCAAAUAAUACUGUUAGAUAUUAAGACAAAUAAAAGCCUGUAAAUAUACCUAUAAAUAAAAUUAUGUUAGUAUAAUGAGUAGUGCUAGAGAAAAACCUUUGCUCUUAAAUCAGUCGAACUAUUUCAGCUGAGAAUGGAGACGUUGUUUUCUGCUAGAAUUACAUCCAGGAUUUGUUCUACGACGGCAUUUCUACAAAACUUUUUUCUGAAAAUUAAUAGGCACCGCAAGUGACGAUCAAGAGGAAAAGACGGUGCUAUUUAAUAAGUGUCCGAUAUUUCACAGAGUAAUUUCAGACACAUUUAAGUUAAAGCUACUAUAAACGUCGACCUAAAAUUUUUCGAGAUACAGGGCGUCAAAGUUUUAUUUUUGAAUAUUCUGUAUAAUUUCUUAAAUAAUACCAACUUCUCAACACACGCAUCAAUUACUUCUAUAUAAAAUAUUUCGAAAAUGAAUAAAGUCAUACAUAAGGAUAUGCAAUUAACGCCGCCUAUAAGUAAAAGCUAAAUUAUAUAAGAACGUUCAGAAAUCGGCAUUAUUCAGAAAAUUUUACAGGAAAACAAAAAUAAAACGGACAACCGGUAUUCCGAAAACAACGCAUUUUAGACCACUAUAGCAACUUUUUACAGUAAAAAUAUUUAAGAAAUCACUCCUUAAAAAUAUCAGAGAGUUAUUAAAUAACACCCUGUACAUGAGAUCAUUGAGACCUAAUUACUAAGUUCUGAAUAUUGAGU
Molecule: messenger RNA, 2644 nt
Organism: Cylas formicarius (sweet potato weevil)
Lineage: Eukaryota; Metazoa; Arthropoda; Insecta; Coleoptera; Brentidae
Gene: js
Exons: 8
Coding region: 201-1733 (510 amino acids)
Cellular component (GO): extracellular region
Molecular function (GO): chitin binding
Source: RefSeq, a predicted model, not a curated record